This is a messenger RNA of Stereum hirsutum FP-91666 SS1, 1910 nucleotides long. Its product is annotated as amidophosphoribosyltransferase. Bases 282 to 1910 code for a protein of 542 amino acids. The record is from RefSeq and is a predicted model, not a curated record. Gene Ontology annotation, molecular function: amidophosphoribosyltransferase activity. The transcript has 8 exons. NCBI's taxonomy places the organism in Eukaryota, Fungi, Basidiomycota, Agaricomycetes, Russulales, Stereaceae. Gene Ontology annotation, biological process: purine nucleotide biosynthetic process; purine nucleobase biosynthetic process. Gene Ontology annotation, cellular component: cytoplasm.
GUGUUGGUGAAUGAAUUACAAACGAACGAACGAACCCAGAAACUUUUUCUGCUUUCAGGCAGCGCACGUUCGUCCGACGUUAUCCCUUUCUUCUCCGUCGUCUCUUUCUCCAGCCUUCCAGAACUUGAAUCUUGAAUCUUGAAAGCGUCCCCGGAACGUUUGACGGUCGAUCGUCUUGUUAGAAAGAGUCAAAGCUUUGAAGUUUUGAAAAGGAGUACUAGACUUGGACUUGGAGUAACGACCUGCUACAUAGAAGUGUAGACUAGACAUAGCAUAGCACCAUGUGUGGCAUCCUCGGUCUCCUCCUGCACGACCCCAACACCGACGCAGCCCCCGAAAUCUGCGAAGGUCUCUCCCUCCUCCAACACCGCGGCCAAGACGCAUGCGGCAUCGUGACAUGUGGACCUAAAGGCAGGUUCUACCAGUGUAAGGCGAAUGGGAUGGUCAGGGAUGUGUUUGAUGCGGGGGCGGUGGCGAGGUUGGUGGGUGGGAUGGGGAUCGGGCAUGUCCGGUACCCGACCGCUGGAAGCUCACAUCAUGCCGAAGCUCAACCGUUCUAUGUCAACUCGCCCUACGGCAUCGUCUUCGCACACAACGGCAACCUAAUCAACACUUCCUCCCUCCUACACUUCAUGGACGCCGAAGCCCACCGGCACAUCAACACCUCCUCCGACUCCGAACUCCUCCUCAACAUCUUCGCCAACAACCUCCAACAAACAGGAAAGUUCAGGAUCAACGAGGAGGACAUCUUUACUGCUGUUGGGGGGCUCAUGAAGGACGUUAAAGGAGCGUAUGCGUGUGUGGCGAUGUUGGCUGGGUUUGGGAUUAUUGCGUGGAGGGAUCCGAAUGGGAUUAGGCCGUUGGGGAUGGGGAGUCGGAAGGCGGGGAGUGGGGGGAAGGAUUGGUUGUUUGCGAGUGAGAGUGUGGUGGCGGAUGCGGGGGGAUUCGGGGAUUGGGAGGACGUUAAGCCCGGAGAAGCCGUCAUCAUCACCCGCACCUCCGUCUCACGCCGCCAAGUCUCCCCUCCCUCCACAUUCGCCCCCGACAUCUUCGAAUACGUCUACUUCGCCCGGCCAGACUCCGUCCUCGACGGGAUCAGCGUCUAUCGCUCCCGCAUGGCCAUGGGCGACGCGCUCGCGCUCGAGGUACGCCGGCAGUUGGAGGAAAGGGGCGAGAAGGUGGAUGUGGUGAUUCCGGUGCCGGAUACGAGUCGGGUUGCGGCGUUGGAGUUGGCGCAGAGGUUGGGGCUGCCGUAUAGGGAGGGGUUUGUGAAGAAUAGGUAUGUGGGGAGGACGUUUAUUAUGCCGGGGCAGCAGAUGAGGAAGAAGAAUGUGAGGAGAAAGUUGAACGCGAUGGCGCUGGAGUUUGUGGACAAGAACGUGUUGUUGGUCGAUGACUCUAUUGUCCGUGGAACGACAUCAAAAGAGAUCGUACAAAUGGCGAAAGACGUAGGCGCAAAGAAAGUCUUCGUCGCAUCCUGCGCCCCCCCAAUCCGCUACUCAAACGUCUACGGCAUCGACAUGCCCUCCCGCUCCGAGCUCGUAGCGCACAACCGCACCACCCCCGAAAUCGCCACCGCCAUCGGCGCCGACCUCGUCAUCUUCCAGACUUUACCCGAUCUCGUGAAUUCCGUGCGGAAUUUGAACCCGGCGAUACAGCAGUUCGAUUGUUCGGUGUUUACGGGGGAGUAUGUUACUGGUGGGGUGGAUAGGGAGUAUUUGGAGGGGUUGGAGAGGUUGAGGAGCGAUAAUAUUAGGGUAAGGUUGGGGAAGAGCGGGGAGGGCGAGGGCGAGGCGCAGGGAGUGGUGGAAGGGCAGGGUGCGAGUGGUAAAGUUAAUGGGACGGGGACGCCGAAGGAGUCGAGGGGGUAUGAUACGAUUGGGUUGCAUAACUCGUGGAAGGCGAGUUAG